CUAAAAUAUGCUUAAAUGUCCAUUUGCUUUGAAUUUUCUGUAUCUUUUGCCCUACUUUAUUUGGAAGUAGACUAACUUUGAACUUUCGCUUGCUGCAUGGACCUUUCAUUAUUAAGAAAGACAGCAUGCAUAUCAAUGGUUUUAAUGAAAUCAAUAAAUGGUAUCUAUCUAUCCGAAUAAUCGCAAAUGAAAGUCACAAAGAUUCUUUCCCUCCAAACUCGUGUAGUAUCCUCGACCGCCUCGAGUUGUAACAGGGGGACAACUGUUUGGUUUUGGCCCUCUGACGUCAUAUCCAUUCCCACAAUGCCAUAGUAACACGACUGCGCACUCGCGCUCGUGGACGCGCACCAGCAGACAGCCCAUCACACACAGAGCGAACAUGGCGGGCGCCUCCGACCCUCUGGAAGACAUGCUCUUCUCCGAGGUGGACGAGAAAGCCGUGAGCGAUCUAGUGGGCUCGCUGGAGUCUCAGCUGGUGGGCCAGAGCGACCCGCCCGCCGCGCAGCCCGAGAACACUCGCCCGGGCAGCGCGAAGCAGCAGCAGCAGCAGCAGGCAGGAGGAAGAGCGCAGCUGCCUGCUCAUGUAGACUCUCCAUCAGAACCACAACAACAAGCACAGCAGCAGCAGAACGCGCGGAAAGCGGCGCGCAACCCGGAUUCCGACCCGAAAGACGCCAGCAUGGAUAAGCACGCCAAAGCCCUGGAGAAGGAGAGCCCUCUGAAGUCACAUGGCAGCAUCAUCAUCAUCACUACGGCUGCAGCAUCCGACGGGGCAUCCGCUCCUGCACCGGGCAACAAAGGUGAGAGCCCGAGGGACACCCGCAAGAAACACCCGGCGAACGCGCGCGCACGGCGCACCUCAGCGUCCCACAGUCUCAACGGCAACGGAGGCGGCGCAACAUCAGCAUCAGCAUCACCCAGCACCUCCAGCCCGAGCAGCACGACUUUCACCGUGCCCAGUAACCCGCAGGCGAUCGCCCUGGACCGCGGGACGCCCACCAUAGCGCUCCACCGACUCCCGCGUCACAUCAUCGCCAGCAUCGCGCAGAAUGGAAACGGCACGUCCGUGUCCGCGCUGGUCCAGCAGGGCGCGCGGAUCGGAGCGGCGGGCGCGCAGGUUAACCACAGCAAAUCACCCGGGAACAACGCGAAAGCCCCGCCGACCUCGUCGCCUCCCGCUGCGGCCACAGCAGCGCCUGUCAAACCCGCUGUCACUGUCAGUGCGGCUCCGGUCAUCAGACCUGCGCAGACGCAGCCGCAGCCGCCUGCGCAACAGAGGGUCGUAACGCCGCAGCUGAUCGUCAGACCACCGCAACAACAAACUACUAUACAGCUGCCACCCGGAUUCACCAUCCCUCCAGGUAUGGUGCUGGUCCGGACAGAGAUGGGUCAGCUGGUGAUGGUUCCUCAGCAGGCUUUGGCUCAGGCUCAGGCCCAGAACAGCAUCUCACCGCGGCCCUCCACGCCCACCAGCGUGGCCACCUUCAGGGUCACGACCCCGCAGUCUCCUGUUAGCACUCCGGCGAUUCGUCCCGCUCCUGCGGCUCAAACUAAACUGGUCCAGUCCAGUUCACCGAGCGCUGCGGCCCAGACCAGCACCGCGACCGGCCCUGCUAAGGCCCCCGUGGCAGCCGCCGUGGCAGUGACAGCUCCCCAGCAGGUCCAGCCGGCCUUGGGCCCCCAGGGGCCCCUCACUCAGAUGCCACUGGCCCCGCAGAGCGCAGCCGCCCCGGCCCCCGGAGCUCCGGUUGUCUCCCAGGAGAUGCAGGAAAACGUAAAGAAGUGCAAGAACUUUUUGGCGACGCUGAUCAAGCUGGCGUCCCAUAAUUCCCCUUCCCCAGAGACGUCUCGAAACGUGAAGGCGCUGGUGCAGGAUUUACUGGAUGCAAAGAUCGAUCCGGAGGAGUUCACCAGCCGGCUACAGUCCGAGCUGAAAUCGUCUCCGCAGCCUUACCUGGUCCCUUUCCUGAAGAAAAGUCUCCCUGCGCUGCGUCUGUCUCUCCUGAACAGCCAGCAGUCUCUCACUCAACCUCUACAGCCCAACAAAACCAGCGUGACGCCGGUCCAGACGGGUGUCAGUGUGCGUCCACACCAGCCCAACAGCACCGCUGUACUGCCACAAGGUAUCAAGAGGGCAGCGGGUCCUGGAGGUCAGAUACGGAUGCCCGUGGUCAUCACGCAGACGGUGCGAGCGACUGGUACUUUAGGGAAGCCUGCAGCUUUCCAGACAGGCAAAAGCCCUGCGGGCGUCUCCAUACAGCUCUCAGGAAACCAGAAAAACAAGCUGAAUGACCCGGGGGGAGGCUCGUUCAGAGACGAUGAUGACAUUAACGAUGUGGCGUCUAUGGCUGGCGUGAACCUCAACGAAGAGAGCGCUCGUAUUCUAGCGACCAACUCUGAGCUGGUGGGGACGCAGAUCCGCUCCUGUAAAGACGAGGCCUUCCUGCCCACAGGUCUGUUACACCGGCGGAUACUGGAAACAGCUAAGAAGUUUGGAGUGACGGACGUACCGCUGGAGGCAGUGAACUUCAUUUCUCACGCCACCCAGUCCAGAUUACGGACGGUGCUGGAGAAAGUUUCCUCCAUCGCCCAGCACAGAAUGGACUCGUGUAAGGAAGACGAGUGGUACGAGCAGUCGUCUGACGCGCGCUCGCAGCUCAAGUUUUUUGAGCAGUUGGAACGGAUGGAAAAGCAGAGGAAAGACGAGCGAGAGCGAGAGAUUCUCCUCCGAGCGGCGAAGAGUCGCUCGCGGCAAGAAGAUCCAGAACAAGCCCGUCUGAAGCAGAAAGCAAAGGAGAUGCAGCAGCAGGAACUCGCCCAAAUGAGACAACGAGACGCCAAUCUGACGGCACUCGCCGCCAUCGGCCCUCGGAAAAAACGCAAGGUGGACUCACCGGGAGCUACGACCACAGGCGUCGAGGUGUCGGGGAGUUCGGCAGGUUCUCCGGCCGGAUCGUCGGCCUCCUCCAGCUCGUCACGGCAGUAUUCCCGCCAGAGAAUAACACGUGUCAAUCUCAGGGACUUCAUCUUCUACAUGGAGCAGGAGAGAGAGACGAGCAGAUCUCUCUUACUGUACCGCGCUCUCCUGAAGUAGUGAACACUAAGCGAACGCUAAGCGAACUCUUCACACUACAGAGGAAUCAGCAGCCAAACGACCCGAGCAGACGUUCACUUCCUUCUCAGCCCUGCGACGUGCCUUCAGCCCCAUUCAGUAUCUGUGACCUUGUGAUGUCAGCGUUGCUUUUGAUAGAAAAAGGUUUGGGAAAAAAAGAGAAAAAAACCAAGAUGUACUUCACGUUUCCUGUUUUCUCCUCAACGUUAUUAGGUAAAUUGUAUUUAUGAUAGUGAAUUUUAAGGCUUGUGUCUCCGGCUUUGAGCCGAGAAGCGUUUGUUUGUUUGUUUGUUUUUGUGUAUGAAUGAAUCUGACGCUGCAAAUAUCACUUUCUUCAUCAGCAUUUUUACUGCGUUUUACAGUAAAAAAAAAUUCUAAAAAGGUGAAACGUGUUUUGAAUUAAUUACGGUUCUGAGGUCAUACCUGCACCACUCUAUAGUGACGCAUAUCCUAGUUAAACAAAGAACAAAUGUAGGGCGGGGCUUGAUUUUGUCUGUGGGGAAUUGAUUGGAUGGUUGUGGUUUGCUAUUGGUGGAACUCAUGUGAGUGACAGGUUGCCCCGCCCUCGUCAUCAGAGAAGAGAAGAGAUGCUGCAAGACGGAGGAGAAGAUAUUCUGAUUCAAGAUUAUGAGGAACAUGAGUUUAAAACAAUAAUGAUGUGCACAAAUAAAUACUGCAAUAUUCUAUAAUAAAAUAAUAAUUUGAAAAAUUUGAUUUCAUAGUGACUUCGAAAUAAGCUUCGCUACAUUUCGUUUGGUUAUACUUAGAACAAGAAUAUCGUAAUAUUUCAUGCAUUUUUGCAUAUUUUUUGCUGUAAAACAAGCCCGAAAUCCUGAUGAAGUUGGUGUUUUUUGCAGUGCAGAUGUCAUUCUGCUGUAUAUUCAACACGGAGCGCUUACAGUGAACGAUCUUUGAGACGAAACGCCUUGAAGUGAUCGAUGUACUUUUCUGUUAAAGAAUCGUUGUUCUCUAAACCUUAUGCAGACUUUCCCAAACAUCAUCAUCAGUGUCAAACCACAUGACAAGAAAUGAUUUAUUUAGUAUUUUUGUCUUGUUUUUCAUUACAAAUAUCUAAAAAAAUCUCAAAUGAAGAUUUACUUAGGAAGGAAAAUGACUUCAUUCUUACAGAAAACAACACUUAAUAUCUUAUCAAAAAUUAUGUUUAUCUUGUUUUUUGCUCUUGUUUUAAGCAUAAACACUUAUUUUUAAUAAAUUUUUAAGUAAACAAGACUUAAUAUCUUCAGUCAUUUUGCUUCUCCAGUAAAUGUAUCUUGAUUUAAGAAUGUUUAGAUAUUUGUACUGGAAAACAAGACAAAAAUACUGAGGAAGAAAAUCAUUUUUGUUGUGCAAUGCAGUGCAAUCACAGUAUUUAACACCCCACAAAAAGCUGAAUUUAUCAACUAAAACUCUUUUCGAAACCUUUAUCAGCGAGACUUUAAUGUAAAUAGACUUUUUGAUGAAUAUUGUUUUUAAAAGCAUGUAUAAAUGACUUCCACAUGAUAUUUUAGCAACAAAAUAACGCUUUAAACUCAAGUCUGCAUCGAGGAAUGAAACGUUCCUUCUGAAUCAUUUGAAUCGAUCAUGAAGCUUCAGUCUGUCAUUGUGAUUUGUGUCCCUUUAAUAUGUGUCCGUGAGGAGCACGAAUCCAAAAUCAGGCCAGCAGAGAUCCGAACUAUAGCAAUACAACACGCAAACACUUCAUGUUCCUGUGUCUGUUUGACUUCUGUAAUGUGAUGAUGUUGAAACAUGAUAUUCAAUGAGAAAAGAAAGAAAUCAUUCCGUCUUGAAAGCAGCAGUACAUUAUGAAGACAAACAGUUGUACUUGGGACUAACGUGCACUGAUGAAUCAAUUACAAUAAGACCAGGAGCAUGUAUUAUGAAAGUAUUAGAGCUUCAUUUUGAUUUCAUGUUUUCAUUUUUGGCGCUGUAUGGAGUGUAAAACUGGAUUUCACUGCCCUUGACUGUGUUUCAAGCCGAUUCUACCUGUUUAGUGAUGUUUAAUCUCACUCAGCAUUUUCGCACUGCAAAAAAUUAUUUCCUUCCUCAGUAUUUUUGUCUUGUUUUCCAGUACAAUCAUCUAAACAUUCUUAAAUCAAGAUACAUUUACUGGAGAAGAUAUUAAGUCUUCUUUUCUGAAAUUAUUACUUUUUUGUUAGAGUUGCCAGCCAGCGCCAGCAUUUUUGAUAAUUUUCACAAAAAUUUCAUGGCCUCCAGAAUAUUUUGUUGUAUGAAUAUCUGAACAUACAAUAUAUCAAAAGAAGAUCAUGUUAUUUUACAUGUGCAUCAGAAAUGCUUCGAUCGCUUGUUUCUGCUUCUGCUUCACCUGUGUUUUGAUCUGGAGAUUCUGAACUCUGUCAGAAGAUGCGUAAUAGCGCCCCUGAAUGUAUAACAGUCAAAACAUGGAUUGCCAAAAAAUUCCAUCAAUGGCGGGAAAAAAGUACGG
Messenger RNA from Ctenopharyngodon idella (grass carp), 5555 nucleotides. Its product is annotated as transcription initiation factor TFIID subunit 4. Gene Ontology annotation, molecular function: protein heterodimerization activity; RNA polymerase II general transcription initiation factor activity; DNA binding. The transcript has 15 exons. The record is from RefSeq and is a predicted model, not a curated record. Bases 380 to 3094 code for a protein of 904 amino acids. NCBI's taxonomy places the organism in Eukaryota, Metazoa, Chordata, Actinopteri, Cypriniformes, Xenocyprididae. Gene Ontology annotation, biological process: DNA-templated transcription; transcription initiation at RNA polymerase II promoter. Gene Ontology annotation, cellular component: transcription factor TFIID complex.